Molecule: messenger RNA, 432 nt
Organism: Echinococcus granulosus
Lineage: Eukaryota; Metazoa; Platyhelminthes; Cestoda; Cyclophyllidea; Taeniidae
Exons: 1
Coding region: 1-432 (143 amino acids)
Source: RefSeq, a predicted model, not a curated record
AUGGCGCCAGUCGCUCAAAUCACUUCGUCACUGCUGCUGGGCUUCGCGCUCUGCUUCAUGGUGCUGGCGGUGUGCUUAAACCAUUGGGCCGGUGGCAACCUCCUUCACUACGGGGAGUCGCAGGGUGCAACGACGGCGUGGGCCUGUGCAGCCCUCCUAAUCACCGGCGUGGUGCUUUGGACCGCCGCUUUCAUACUCGGCCUCGUGCGCUUCUGCAGCCACGAGGAUCUGAUCGGUCAGCGGGGCGUGGGAUUCUACUAUCUCCUCACCCUUUACUUUGGCACUGCACUCAGCAUCAUCGGGGUGUUGGUAUACGUCGCCAUCCUGGGUGAGGACUGGUCCUACCUCCUCGCCGUCACCUCAUGGACCUCUAGCUUCGUCGUCUCCGUCAUGGCGGUCACUACUUGUCGGUGUGGUGCCAAGCGCCCAUAA